This is a messenger RNA of Sclerotinia sclerotiorum 1980 UF-70, 1803 nucleotides long. RefSeq lists its product as hypothetical. The record is from RefSeq and is a predicted model, not a curated record. The transcript has a single exon. Gene Ontology annotation, molecular function: metal ion binding; ATP binding. Bases 1 to 1803 code for a protein of 600 amino acids. Lineage: Eukaryota; Fungi; Ascomycota; Leotiomycetes; Helotiales; Sclerotiniaceae.
AUGCCCCGCGGCUUUCAAGGGGGUCAGAUUAAUGUAUCUUCUGAGUCUUCUUUUCCUUUAAAAUUCCUCGUGGCGCAUCUUGCGGCGAACGAUUGUGUUGUUCGACUCCUGCUUCCAACUGUCGGCGGAUAUCUUGUUCAAUCGGAUUUUUUGGACAGGCGCCUAGUUGAUUGCAACAAUGUUGUGGAGGUGCAGACUUUCAUCUCGCUUGAUCAAUACCUCAAAAUUGUUGACAUUGAUGCUUGUAAUGUGCUCGACAUUGCCGACAUCUCAGAAAAUGCUGUCGGAGCCAUGGUCAUGUCAUCUACAAGCAGAGAUUGGUCCGAUAUCAAAGCUGCAAAAUCCAACAGAGAGCUAAAGAGACGAUUCUCUUUCGCAUGGCAUUGUACAAAACAGACCCCAAAGCGACGUUUGGCAGUGAUCCGUCCUGGACCUCCCUCACACCUCCUUAGUCUCUCAAAGCUUGAAGAUCUUGCGAAAACAGCUGCAUCGCUCAACAUUGUACUCGUUUUCUUUGAUGACCCAUGCCACGGGCUUGCAGAUGCCGAGUGGGAACACCUGCGCGAAGAUUUUGUCCCUAUGGAUAUGGCUUUUACUGAGGACAUGCCUCGGCGGAUCGUCUCGGCAGUCUCCAACUACCCAAAACAAAUCGAUGGCAUCAUUGGCAUGUACGAGCCUCUCCUCACUGUAGUUGCAGAAGCUGCCACCUUGCUAGGCUUCUCUACCUCGUUACCGAAGUCAGUGGCGGCGGCACGUGAUAAGUAUCAAACCCGCCAAUUCGACCAGAGCCUAUUCUGCUAUCGCAUACAAAGCGUUUCAGAUCUUGAAGACGUUCUAGCUCGCUAUAGAAGUGUUUUGCCACUAUCUCUUCCGCUCAUUGUUAAACCAGCGAAUGGGUGGGCUUCAGAAGGUGUAUGCAAAGUAACAUGCGAGGAGGAACUGCGAGAUGCAGUGAUUCGACUAUGGCAACCUCCUUUCUCGGACAAAUAUGGCCGGGACAGCCACGGCUUAGUUUUGGUCGAACCCUACGUUGAUGGACCUGAAGUUGACGCCAAUUUGGUGCUUGUAGACGGAGAAAUCGUCUUCUUUGAAGUUAACGAUGACUUUCCAAGCACCGGCGAUAGCGACGGACAGGGAUUUAUUGAGACCUUGAAUGCCAUGCCCUCUGCCUUGCCAGAGAAUGAGAUGGACGCCCUCCGCCUCAAAGUACAUGCUACAGUCCUAGCCAUGGGCUUUAGGACUGGCAUGUUCCAUGUGGAAGCCCGAGUUCACAAUUCCACCUAUGAUUUCGUCUUAGGGAAAGACGGUGUCCUAGACCUUGAAGCGAAGCCGGAGAUUGAGAACAGCAAAAGUGCAACUCCUACAGUCUUCAUACUAGAGAUCAAUCCGCGACCACCAGGAAUGCGGACGCAUGCAGCUGUUGCCCGAGCAUACGGGGUCUCUUAUCGAAGUGUAGCGCUGCUCACCGCAGUGGGAGAUCACGAGCGAUUGCGGGCGCUGACGGUUUCUUUUAUUGGUGGCGCACAAUACCACAUGCAGGUCUUGUUCAUAGCGGCACAAAAAGGUGGUGUAUAUCAAUCUGGGGACAUCUGUUCCACCGUAUUAGAGCGUGAGCCAGAACUACGCGGUCAUAUUAUGAAAUGCAUGGGAUUUUUGCAUAACGGACAAGAAGUUCCUGAUCCAAGGGUUCGGACAAGCGGCAUCGCAUGUUUCUGGAUUGCUUCUCGGGAAGGGAGGAGAGAAGCUCGUUUGAUUAGUGAGAGAAUUCAAACCUUAGUAUGGGAGAUUACGGACGGCUUUUGA